AGCCAAUGAGAAACGAGCCUUUGUUAAGCCGUCCGCGCAAUUUACGCAAAAGCCUCCUUUCGCGCGGCAGGGGAAGACGGGGUCCAUGUAGCGUCCAUUUGUAAGGGAAGCUGAAGAACGGAUAAUAACAAAAAAUACAAGUUUAUGUACAAUGAGUGGACAUGGUAGAAGAGCCCACAAAAGGAAAGUGGAGGAACUACAGGAUGAAGAUCACAGAUCCAGCAGUGUGGCAAGAGAAGACAGAAAUGCCAGUGACGUUCCAGAGAUUCCUACAAUACUAACACUAACAAAGGAUGACUUCACAAGAUUAGACACUUUGAAGUUAGAUGAGUGUGAGGAAGAAGACACCAGUGAAGUGUCUCAAGAGGAAGUCCAUGAGGAUGGGACUAUUAGCCAGGGCACCAUGUGGAGAGGGGAUGCAGUAGAGACCCUGGACACAACACAGGUAUUCUUAAGAUGCAGAAGAGAGUCAAACAAUGAAAACUUUGACUGCGAGACCCAAACAGUUCACUUCAGACCAUUGAGAGAAGACACUGGAGGGGCUUCCGAGGGUUCCAAGAGAGCCACCCUAGCGACCCUGAACCUCAAGACGGUCAAGGGGGAACAGUACUCAGAGAAGGUAAAUACUGAAGAGUGGAACUUGGGAAGUCACUGGGAUUCUGUUUUUCUCUUGCCACAAUGUGGACCCAAAAAGACGGCCUACAGUCUCAUCCCCAACCUGACAGAUGUGGUUUUUAUCCCCCUAUAG
Molecule: messenger RNA, 748 nt
Organism: Penaeus monodon (black tiger shrimp)
Lineage: Eukaryota; Metazoa; Arthropoda; Malacostraca; Decapoda; Penaeidae
Exons: 6
Coding region: 152-748 (198 amino acids)
Source: RefSeq, a predicted model, not a curated record